AUGUCUACUCGCACCAGAUCGAGUAUCCCGGCCACGCCGCGUGUAAUAUCACCGAGUCCAACCCCUUCAGACACCCAAGACGAUGGCUAUUUCGGCCCCGUAACUCGUUCUGCAGCCCGAAGACGCCAAACUGGCAGCAUAACCCCGCAACUACCAAUACAAGAAGAAAGCGUCGAUGAGAGCGAGUCGGACCCCGAACUCCGACGUGCCCGCGCGCGAUCUCGGAGUCCUAUAAAGGCUCGCAAGGUCUCAGGCCUCGCGUCAAAUACAGGCACGCGUUCGACAAAAGCUUCCAAGUCCAAAGAGUUGGAAGUCACGGAGCACGCAAACGGCAUGAUCACGACAUCAAAUGGCCACUUGGCGCCGCCCACACCCGCAACGCCAUCGGGAUGGAGUUGGCGCGACUUCAGCCGAAGUCCCAGCCCUCUUGGGCUGAUUCCCAUACACCGGCAUUUCAAGACUUUGAUACACAAGCAUGAAGUACCUCGGAAGGUUCUUCACGUGUCUAUCGGCUUUCUAGUGUAUUGGCUUUACGUGUCAGGCACGCAGACCUCGAGGGUUACGCCGUGGUUGAUGGGCUUCUUGAUCCCCAUCGCAACGACAGAUAUUCUGCGACACACGUACGCAUCGCUCAACCGCUUCUACGUCAAAUGCCUCGGAGCAUUCAUGCGCGAGAGCGAGUACUCUGGCUACAACGGCGUCAUCUGGUAUCUUCUCGGCGCGUGGACCGUCCUGUACUUCUUUCCCAAGGACAUUGCUGUUGUAUCAGUCAUGCUACUCAGUUGGUGCGACACUGCGGCCAGUACCUUUGGUCGCUUAUACGGUAGAUACACGCCGCGCCUUAGAAGAGGAAAGUCUCUCGCAGGAUCGCUAGCUGCAUUCCUGGUCGGCGUCGUCACUGCUGCAUGGUUUUGGGGCUGGGUUGCACCCCACACACCAGCUUUCCCGGGCGAUGAGCAGAAUCCAUUCAUGUUUAAUGGCUUACUCAGACUACCAGCCGCCGCUGCCGACCUUUUGGGCCUCAGCGAAGAACAAGCAACCGUCAGUGGGACAGUUGCACUGGCCGUCAUGAGUAUCUGGUCUGGUCUUGCUGCUGCGGGUAGCGAAGUCAUAGAUCUAUUUGGCUGGGAUGACAAUCUCACAAUUCCGGUUCUUAGCGGCAUUGGCAUCUGGGGGUUUCUCAAGAUCUUCGGCUAA
Molecule: messenger RNA, 1197 nt
Organism: Pestalotiopsis fici W106-1
Lineage: Eukaryota; Fungi; Ascomycota; Sordariomycetes; Amphisphaeriales; Sporocadaceae
Exons: 1
Coding region: 1-1197 (398 amino acids)
Biological process (GO): phosphatidic acid biosynthetic process
Cellular component (GO): endoplasmic reticulum membrane
Molecular function (GO): ATP-dependent diacylglycerol kinase activity
Source: RefSeq, a predicted model, not a curated record